AUGGCGUCACGGAAGAAGGUCCUCCUCAAGGUGAUCAUCCUUGGUGAUAGUGGUGUUGAGCCCAAUCCGUCCCCCCCCCCGGGCGAUGGCGUUCGAAGAACUGUCCGUGCUGAUGCGAAUUCUCGCAAUUCUCAGGUCAACAAGAAAUUUAGCGGAAGCUAUAAAGCAACCAUUGGGGCCGACUUCCUGACAAAGGAAGUGCUCGUUGAUGACCGGUUGGUGACGAUGCAGAUUUGGGACACUGCUGGCCAAGAAAGAUUCCAAUCGCUGGGCGUCGCCUUUUACCGAGGAGCUGACUGCUGCGUCCUGGUGUACGACGUGAACAAUUCGAAGAGUUUUGAAGCGCUGGACAGUUGGCGUGAUGAGUUCCUUAUCCAAGCCAGCCCACGCGAUCCGGAGAGCUUCCCCUUUGUGGUGAUUGGCAACAAGAUCGACGUGGAAGAGAACAAACGCAUGAUCUCGUCCAAGCGGGCGAUGACCUUCUGUCAGUCCAAGGGCAAUAUCCCAUACUUUGAGACCAGUGCCAAGGAGGCUUUGAACGUGGAGCAAGCAUUCGAGGUCAUCGCACGAAGCGCGCUCGCCCAGGAAGAGGCAGAGGAAUUCAAUGGCGAAUUCAGCGACCCGAUCAAUAUCCACCUGGACAAUGAGCGUGACGGUUGCGCCUGUUGA
Penicillium oxalicum is the source of this 669-nucleotide messenger RNA. It is a transcript of the gene rab7, whose product is annotated as Rab family GTPase YPT7. NCBI's taxonomy places the organism in Eukaryota, Fungi, Ascomycota, Eurotiomycetes, Eurotiales, Aspergillaceae. The transcript is spliced from 6 exons. Gene Ontology annotation, molecular function: GTP binding; GTPase activity. The record is from RefSeq and is a predicted model, not a curated record. Bases 1 to 669 code for a protein of 222 amino acids. Gene Ontology annotation, biological process: regulation of vacuole fusion, non-autophagic. Gene Ontology annotation, cellular component: phagocytic vesicle; fungal-type vacuole membrane; late endosome.